Molecule: messenger RNA, 1495 nt
Organism: Salvelinus sp. IW2-2015
Lineage: Eukaryota; Metazoa; Chordata; Actinopteri; Salmoniformes; Salmonidae
Product: dexamethasone-induced Ras-related protein 1
Biological process (GO): signal transduction
Molecular function (GO): G-protein beta-subunit binding; GTPase activity; GTP binding
Source: RefSeq, a predicted model, not a curated record
UACCAGUUGGACAUUCUGGACACCUCUGGAAACCAUCCUUUCCCCGCUAUGAGGAGACUCUCUAUCCUUACUGGUGAUGUUUUUAUCUUGGUGUUCAGUCUGGAUAACAGAGACUCCUUCCAAGAGGUCCAGCGCCUGAAGCGUCAAAUUUACGAGACCAAGUCCUGCCUGAAAAACAAAACCAAYGAGAACGUGGAUGUCCCGAUAGUUAUCUGCGGGAACAAGUGUGACCGGGAGUUUAACCGGGAGGUUCAGAAUGAGGAGAUUGAGCAGCUGGUGGCUGGUGAUGAACAGUGUGCCUACUAUGAGAUCUCUGCAAAACGGAACACUAAUGUCGACCAGAUGUUUCAGACUCUUUUUACCAUGGCUAAACUGCCCAACGAGAUGAGCCCGGACUCUCACCGCAAAGUGUCCUUACAGUUUUGCGAAGUACUGCAAAACAGCAGAAGAAAGUCAUUCAGAAAUAAGAAAUACAAAGACAGCGAGGUAUACGGGAUUGUGGCACCGUUUGCGCGUCGACCAAGCGUGCAAAGUGACUUAAUGUAUAUCAAAGAGAAAGCUACUGGCUGCAGCCAGGGAAAAGAGAAAGACAGAUGCACCAUUUGCUAAGGACUCACUUGACAAUGCACAUGGAGACAUGUUACGAGAUGUUCUAUACAGCGAUGGAGAUGAUACCCGCCAGGCUUCGUGCCAGUGUGCCGAGUCCGGGAUAAGGAAGCACGCCAAGACGCAGUGACAGCCAGGGGUGUAUGUCCCAAACCAUGCGAGAAGGCAUGCCAUGGUCAAUGACAGAUAUUUCCCUGUGGAGUCAGGGUGAUCAAAUGUGAUCUGGCUUCAGAGAACCUCUAGUGUUCUUGUCACUAUAGCUACAUGCUGUAAAAUGACAUUACUGAAUGGAGAAUGUAGCCUACACUUAUGGGGUGGCAUUUGUUUACAUUUUCUUUUUCCACACGGAACUGAACUUGAAUGUUAAUUUCAUACUUAACGCAUAUGAAUGCUUAUUCUUAUGUCAUCGUUUACUUUUCACAAAAAAAGAAACAUGGAGAAAAUAAAAUUAUCAAUUUGAAACGUAUAUCCUAUGUCUGUCAUCAUUUUUAACAUUGGUAAAGCAUAUUCCCAAGCCCUUUCAGUGACACUCAUACCAUGAGCUAAACAAGUAACCUGUACCUCAUUUAUGAAAUACAUCAUUUCUGUGAAGAGUAUAGCAUAUGGUAGCUAGCAGAUUGAUGUUUCAUUUAGGCCGACAAGCUAUUAACAUGUAAUUCAUGAAAAAUAACAGCGCACGUAAGGUGGCUCAUGCUACAAUCUUUCUAAGAAACGGAGUAAAAACAAGUCACAAGGAAUUAAAACAAAGGUUUAUUUUAGACCUACCGCAUUGAAAAUCUGCAGCACUCAAUCUUUAUAGCACACCAACAAAACCAUGACCUAAAAUAAGAAUCCACUGCAUAUACAAACUUGACGAGGGCAUUAUAAUUCAGUAUGGAUAAAAUAAAAA